CGCACUACAUGACUAUCUCUUCUUCUUCUACCACAAAGCAGCGACCUGAAGCGACACCCCCCUGUCAAAAAUUGUUUCCCCAAAAACCAUUUUUGUCGUCUUCUGAAGGAACUCCACUGUACUACUUGUACUUCUUGUGCUUUCAUUUUUGAGCUUCUACGAGCUGAGCUUUCCAAUUUAAUAGAGCUCUUCAGAAGCACUGUUCUGUAAAUGUAAAACCAUACAUUUUCGCAUCAAAAAAUUCACCAUUACCUCCAUCUUCAAAAAAAAAAAACAAUCAAACCAUGAAAACAACUAUGGAUUGCAAAAAUGUCUGGGUCUGGAAAGUUGGAACUUGUAAUGCUAGCUUUACAUUCCUGGAAAAUCUGUAUUGCAUAACCGACAAAAGCCGUACGCAUUUUUGUCACGAAAAAACGUAGUUUCUCAUGCGGACUGCCUAUGAGAAAGCGCUCCGAAAAGUUGUCAUGCUGGGCUACAUUCGGAAGUGUUUCCAUCAUGCACAUUUUAGCAUCACAAGUUUAUUCCAGGCCCAGACAUAUUUGCAUUUGAUAACAACCUUCGCAACCUUAGUUUUCCUCGCCCUCGAGGCAAUCACCGGGGCGGGAACUUCUGCAGCAUCAUCCUUUCCAGCAGUCACGUCAACCUGGACAAGACCAGCGCAAAUCACGGUACUGUUGAUACAGAUGAAGAUUUCGGUUCAAUUUUUCCUCUUUUUUUCGCACAGUGGAUACAGUUACAGAUACUAUGGAGCUUGACGCAAGUUAUUGUGAAGCACUUGCAUGACAAAAAGAAAAAGCCUAAGCCAACAUCAAACACGUUUCAAAACAGACCCCCACCACCCUGUACGCGCACCAAUCCGCCAAUAAUGCGAUCGAGAUUUCCAGCACCAAGGUCCCCGGGUCCCAACCUCUCGCACAAGCGAGCUUCAACCCCAAAGCGAUGGAAACCGGGUGGAGCCACUUAACCGUGAAAACCGACGAGUGCGACGAAACCGAUUUGGUCGGCUCCAAGCCCCUGGACAUGACGAAGGCGUAUGCCGCGGGGUACUUGGAGGGCGCGCUGAUGAUGGAGCAGAUUGCGCAGUUUCAGUACAACACGGAGGCGGAAAGCGGGAUUUUGGACGAUUUGCACAAGAGUGAGGAGGUACUGGCAGUCAUGACCCAGCAGGACGCGUAUGUGGCGCAAAACGAUUGCUCGGUGGACGCGUUGAGAGACGCGGACGAGGAGACAAAGGCGAAAUGCAAGUACUUUUUUGGAUUUUUGUUGAUACGUUUUUGCAAAAUUUUUAUCUGCCUAAUCUCGAUCUCGAAUCACGGGCGGAAGAUGUCGUGCACCAUUGGGAGUUGAGUGCUAGUUGCGAGGAUUCUGAUUCAAAUUUGAACAUAAGAUAUAAGAAGUUGCACAUGAAAACUACUAUCACUAUCAGGUACAACCACCAGGCCUACCUGAUCCACAUGCAACUGCACGGCAUUCUGAACGGGUACAACGCUGUCGUACCGGAGGGACAGCCGAAAUUGCGGAUGGGCGACUUGCUGCGGUUAAACGCGGACGGUGCGAUUGGGGAGUACUUGCAGGCAUUGUACGCAAGAAGCGGGAGUUCUUUUGUCGAACAGGUAUAAUUUUUUAGAUUUACUGUUUCUUUUGCAUGACAGGUCGUUGUUCUUGAAGAGUCGUUUGUAAAGUGAUAUGUUGCAAUGUUGCUGUAGAAGCACCAGAUGAACACCCGACCCCUAUCAUGCAAUGCAAUUCGCGCGAUGUUUCUUAUUCUUGCUAGUGCUGCUGCUACUGCUUCAGUUGUCCGCAAUACAAAGUACUUUCAAAUCUCUACUUCAGCCCUCCACCCAACUGCAAAACCCGCUUUUCCCCCGGGGAGAAGACCGUCCGGGUCGCUGUUCCGCGCUCGCGAAACUGCUCAAGGAUGACCAGGGAAGAUUCAAUGACAUCUACCUCGGGCAUUCCGUAUGCAUUGCAAAUGUGUCUGCGUCUGGAUGGUUGCAACCUGUGAUGCUGUCUUUGGAUUCUGAAAAAAUCUGUAUUGCGUGACCAGUAGGAGGAGCCCAGUUUGUGCUACGCGGCGAAGGCAUUUCGCAUGCGGAAGAGGCAUCAGGAAGCCAUCGAAAAACCUGUGAAGAUGCUGGACCAUGCAUUACAGGCAUCAUGGGCCAUUACAAAACAUGCAUGACAAAUCUAGCAAUCUUCCAGACCCAGACAUAUUUGCAUUUGACAUUCCUCCUGGGAAGAUUUCAGCGAGAUGAACCGUGUGUGGAAAGUGUACGAUUUCCCCUUCUGCGAGGUCGAGGCGAAGCAGAUCUCCUUUUCCUCCUACCCGGGGGCCAUUUCUUCUACCGAUGACUUCAUGAUCACGAAGGAGACGCAAUUGGGGAUUGCGGAAACCUCGCUCGGGGGGUCUGGACCGGACUGGGGCACGGCGGCUUACGUCAACCGGGAGAAGAAGCACGUGCCGGAUUACGUGCACAUCAUGGUCGCGACCAGAUUGGCGAAGAACGGCUUUGAAUGGAUGCGACACUUUUCGAACCCGAAAAACACGAUCUUGACGGGUGCCUACAAUUCGCAGUGGAUGUUGUUGGACUACGAACUGUUUCGGAACCGGCCGGAUCCAGGUAUAAUUGAUGUGCUAAUGGUGCAUGACAGAACUACGGUCUUAUGUACGUUCGCGCAUGACAACGUUUCUUUUUUUUUUGCUCUGUCUCUGGUUACGAGUUUUUAUUUCUGAUGCUUAUUGUCAAGCAAACGACCCAAAUCCUCUAAAUCAAUCCUCUCAGCCCACCUCGCUCCGUUCACCUUCAUGGUGCUGGAAACCUCGCCCGUCUCCUCGGAGUGGCGCGACAUGACCUCGACCCUCCAAGACCAAACCUUCUGGGCCAGCUUCAACGAACCCUUCUUCGAUUCUUCCCAAAAAGCCGUCGGCCAAACCCCCGACCCGCAGACCUACAUCCGCUACCCCCGCUACCGGGUGUUCGCGGAGCAGCAGAAGAACGUGAAUUCUGUCGAGGACAUAUCCUGAGUAAAAACGUCCCCGCCCCAGAGUUGUCAUGCAGAUUUGCCACGACCGGAACAUUUGCGAUGCGCAUCCCCAUGACAGGCGUUUCCAAUCGUAUUUGGGAUUUUGUAAUGCUGUAAACACGAUGAGAAAGCGGCUUUCUCAUGCGGCUUCCCUUGCCAACCAGCACUACACUGCAGCGGGAAACUUGUCAUGCGCAGCGCCCAAAACUUAGAGAUCUGUGUUGCUAGAUUCCCAUCUUGACUAGUAUCGGGUGGGGACGUUUUUACAUAUGAUAGGACAUGAAGCAGCUGAUGCGCCGGGCAAAGGAAACGGAAAUCAUCAACGGGGAGGAACAACUAUGCACUGCAAAAAUAUCGCACUCGUACUAAUUGCAGUCAUGCGUGACAAAUUUGCUUUCCAAGGUAAAACAGCAUGACAAAUUCAAUUUUUCAUGCUGAGAAAAUUUGUAUAUGCAAUUUCUACUAGCGCGAUGCUUUUGCGAUUCAUAACAACACAUCGGGUACGGCCAGGCCAUCUGCUCCCGCCCGGACUUGAACGAGUUCGGCAUGAAGCAUCUCGUGGGGUGCUGCGAUUCCAAGGUGGUUUCCAGUCAGAUGGUCACGGACAUGAACGUGUUGGCGAUCAACGGGCCAUCCGUUGUUGGAAACGACAAGCCCUUCAACUUCGCGGACCAUCCGAAAGCCCGACACCUCGGCCUCCCGGACGAAAUCACGUGGGGUUGGUACUUCGCCACGGAGGGGGGUUUGGAAUUCGCCCCGAAGGACUGGACGCCGAAGCCGCACGAGAAGGAAUUGGCGCAGGACUCUCUGCCGACGACGGAUGCUCCGGUGGUGACCAACACGAAGAGCAGUGCGACGAAGACCGUGAAGAAUGUCUCAAAGAAAAGACACGGGAAGACGAAGACGGCCGCCACGUCCCUCCAACCAGACGAGGUCGGGGCUUCACCAGCUGAUCAAGAACGACCCCAAGAGGAGCAAAAGCCGUCGCCGUUCCACGACCAAAUCGGCGCGCCACUGGAGGACGAUAUUGACAUCGCUUCUACCGGUAGUACAAGUAGCGACAAGAGAAGAUCUACAACCUCUUCCUCCAACCACUGGCCGUCUGUCCCGCUCAUCAGCACCAGGUCGCUCUGGAACUUUUUCGUCGCCCUGGUUUCCUUCGCGGUUUUCUUGCUGGUUGGCGUCUGCAUCUGGCAGAACAAAAACAAGCGGGGGACUUCUACGGGUGGUAUCUACGGUGGUGCUGGUGCGAAUCAGCCAGGCGGGUUGAUGCCGUCGACGAUGAUGAACACGCCGAGCGGGCUGACGCCAAAUAUGCAAUGCAAAAGCAUCGUACUAGUAUAAAUUGCAUUACAAAUUAGCCCAGCAUUACAAAUUGAAUUUGUAAUGCUGAUUCACCUUGAGGAAGAAACUUGGAAUGCAUUUAUGCAAUUACUACGAAUACGAUACUUUUCCACAGGAUACCAAAGGGAGGAGAACCAGUCCCGUCUUCCAACCGAAGCAACCAGAGAAAUAAACAACCACGGGAGAUGCGGUUCUCGGAGGACGGGUUGUGAGAAGGGCUAGAGUUGUACAACUAGACGUUGAAACCAAGAACUCCGAAUGUAGCGAAAGUCGCAGUCGAAAAUCGAAUGUAAAAUUAGAACUGCGCACUUCACACUGGAGAAGUUCUUGUGGCUUGGUUUUAACCUAGUGAACGACAGCUACCGUCGCAAUCGCUUGUGUCUCCCCCCGGAGGCCGAGUGGGAGUGACUGUUGAUGAUCUUCGUCACGCAGAUAAAAUGCACCUCUUUGCUUUCCCCCUGUAAUUACUUCUAUUUCGUUGGAGAACUAAAUCAGUGGCUACAGUUCCACGCCCAUGGAUAGCAUCACGACUACGACUAAAAAGCGGCGCACUCCUACGACAAAACGCGACAAGCAUUUUCUUUUUCUCUGUUUCCAAGAAUAAAGAUUUGUUUUCUAGUGUAUGGACUAGUGUUUCAAUGUACUCGUCUUGCACUCGCUCUCACGGCAUGAAUAAUUAAAGAAUUUUCUUCAAGCUUGUCGAAUUUCACUUUUCCAUCUUGAUUUUUGUUUUGUGUGCCCGUUGUACUUGCGGUACGAAAAUGAAUGUAUUGCUUUUAGCUUUAUUUGAAUUUUUCACGACUACGCAGCUCUCUAGUUCCGAACCUUCCCUCUAGUCUUGUAAUGCUCGGAACUCGCUCAUCACUACUCUUUUGAAACCAAAGUGAAGCCCUCUUGCUGUCAGCUUCAUUGGCGAACAGACAAACGCGACAACAUUUCAGACGACUCGACUUGUUUUUGUUGCGACCUAUCCGAGCAAAAGAAAAAGUAGAUUGACGAGGGCCGCACCUCUACUGCACGAAAAGCAAGAUUGCGAGUCUGCACAUGGAAGACGACUGGUUGUUCUAAAACGUCG
Amoebophrya sp. A120 is the source of this 5443-nucleotide messenger RNA. Lineage: Eukaryota; Dinophyceae; Syndiniales; Amoebophryaceae. The record is from the annotation of a GenBank genome assembly.